Messenger RNA from Achroia grisella, 2860 nucleotides. RefSeq lists its product as uncharacterized. The record is from RefSeq and is a predicted model, not a curated record. The transcript is spliced from 4 exons. The coding region runs from base 91 to 2667 and encodes 858 amino acids. Lineage: Eukaryota; Metazoa; Arthropoda; Insecta; Lepidoptera; Pyralidae.
AAAUACGACUAAUAGUGAUUGUGAGUCAAUGAAGUCACUGACUUCUUGCGUGUGUCGUAGAGAACGUGACUCGUCUAUCAACUUGUUGAAAUGCUCACCACACGAACAUUUGGGGCAUUACUCUUUAUUUCUUGUGUUCAGUCUGGGGCUAUCGAUCAACACAAUAUUGAAACAAUAUCAACAAACUGCCCAGAAGGACACGUGCAAAUUAAUGGACAAUGUAGUGAUAUAAGCCAGUAUUAUGAUUUAUCAAAGUAUACCGUCACUAUUUCACCUGAUCUGCUUCAAGAGAAUAUAAAGAAAAUCGACGAAGAUCCUAAAAAUGUAAUUACCGUUCCGUGUCAAAAUAAUGACUAUAAAAGUGUUUCCUCCAAUCUAUCAUACAAAGAUAAAGAGGACAAUAAGAACACUCCCAAGAACAUAGUUACUGUUCCACCGAAUUGUCCGCCGGGUCAAGAACUUGUAAACGGAGAGUGUCGUGAAAUAUGGAAAGAUCACGAUGCGAAAAAUGUAAUUACAGUACCACCAAACUGUCCGCCAGGCCAGGAAUAUAUAAAUGGAGAGUGUCGAGAAAUAUGGAAAAAGGACGAUGACCCUAAAAAUGUAAUUACAGUGCCACCUAGUUGUCCCCCAGGCUAUGAAUAUAUAAAUGGUCAGUGUCGUGAAAUAUGGAAAAAUGAAGCUGCUCCGAUGAAUAUGAUAACUGUACCACCUAGUUGUCCGCCGGGCCAGGAAUAUAUAAAUGGACAGUGUCGUGAGAUAUGGAAAAAGGAGACUGAUUCCAAAAAUAUGAUAACUGUACCACCCAGUUGUCCGCCGGGCUAUGAAUAUAUAAACGGACAGUGUCGUGAAAUAUGGAAAAAUGGAGUUCAUCCGAUGAAUAUGAUAACUGUACCACCUAGUUGUCCGCCGGGCUAUGAAUAUAUAAACGGACAGUGUCGUGAAAUAUGGAAAAAUGGAGUUCAUCCGAUGAAUAUGAUAACUGUACCACCUAGUUGUCCGCCGGGCUAUGAAUAUAUAAACGGACAGUGUCGUGAAAUAUGGAAAAAUGGAGUUCAUCCGAUGAAUAUGAUAACUGUACCACCUAGUUGUCCGCCGGGCUAUGAAUAUAUAAACGGACAGUGUCGUGAAAUAUGGAAAAAUGGAGUUCAUCCGAUGAAUAUGAUAACUGUACCACCUAGUUGUCCGCCGGGCUAUGAAUAUAUAAACGGACAGUGUCGUGAAAUAUGGAAAAAUGGAGUUCAUCCGAUGAAUAUGAUAACUGUACCACCUAGUUGUCCGCCGGGCUAUGAAUAUAUAAACGGACAGUGUCGUGAAAUAUGGAAAAAUGGAGUUCAUCCGAUGAAUAUGAUAACUGUACCACCAAGUUGUCCGCCGGGCAAUGAAUAUAUAAACGGACAGUGUCGUGAAAUAUGGAAAAAUGGAGUUCAUCCGAUGAAUAUGAUAACUGUACCACCUAGUUGCCCGCCGGGUUAUGAAUAUAUAAAUGGUCAGUGUCGUGAAAUAUGGAAAAAUGAAGCUGAUCCGAUGAAUAUGAUAACCGUACCACCCAGUUGUCCGCCGAGCUAUGAAUAUAUAAAUGGUCAGUGUCGUGAAAUAUGGAAAAAUAAAGCUAACCCCAUGAAAAUCAUAACUGUACCACCUAGUUGUCCGCCGAGUUAUCAAUAUAUAAAUGGACAGUGUCGUGAAAUAUGGAAAAAUGAAGCUGAUCCUAUGAAUAUGAUAACUGUACCACCUAGUUGUCCGCCGGGCUAUGAAUAUAUAAACGGACAGUGCCGUGAAAUAUGGAAUAAUGAUAAUGAUCCCAAAAAUGGAUUUACGAUACCACCAUCAAAUUGUUCGCCGGAACUUGUAUCUAUAAAUGGACCGUGCGAAGAUAAUGUUAUUACUGUUUCACCAAAUCGCCCUCCUGGUCAAGAAAAUCCCGAUGUGAUUACGAUAUCACCUACUUGUUUAGCGGGCCAGGAAUAUGUAAACGGACAAUGUCGAGAUGUGUGCAAUGGUAAUGAAGUUUAUAAAAGUAUUACUGCCAAUAGUUUAUGUGCUUUAUGGAAAAAUUUAAAUAUACUGAAAAAUAUGAUUACCCUAUCGAGACCGGUUUGUAUGAAUGCCCAAUGCAGUGAUUCCAGGAAUGGUGUAAUGAAUCCUGAUAAUGUGAUUGCCCGUACUACAAACUGUUUAUUAGAACAAAUUCUUGUGAAUGAACAAUGCCGUGAUAUUCAGUUGUGGAUGCUAUUCAAACUUCAAUUUGGUGUGAAGACCUAUGAAACAGAUAUUCAGAACACACAUACACAAAAAUGUAGACCCAAUCAGCAGUGGUGGAAUGGUUUAUGCUUCGAUAUGUACCAAAAUGAAGACAAAAGUCCUGCUGGCUAUAACAUUCAAACUAUGUGUUUGUUUGGUGAAGAAUACGUGAGAGGAGAAUGCCGUGAAAUAAACUCAUUGAGAAAUGAGCAACAUGUUCUGUGGUCAUCCAAACUAUGGACUUCAAUUGCAACUCAAUUUCAUUCCUUUUUCACACGAAAGAAAAGGCAAUCCGAAAGCGAUGAAGAACAUCCUGAAAUUGCCCAGUUUGAUUUAGAUAGAAAAGUUAUCCAUGUUCCCUACCAAUGUCCCAGUGGAUACAGGGCUGAUGUUCUCGGUUACUGUCGUCCAACGUUCCGUUAGUCGAAUUUUUUGUCUCUAAUUAGGUUACUUCCUUGCUCAAGCAAGAAUGCAAAUUUCAUAAGUAAAUAUUUGUUUAUUAACUAUUCAUUGUGCUCCAACGCCUUAUUGUUGCCUGUCAUAAUAUGUAUAGUAGUAUCAACUUUUACAUAAACAAUAUAAAAAUAAUAUACGUAUAUAAUUAGCUUAUUUUAUU